Messenger RNA from Hypomesus transpacificus, 2054 nucleotides. RefSeq lists its product as uncharacterized. The transcript is spliced from 3 exons. The coding region runs from base 201 to 2054 and encodes 617 amino acids. The record is from RefSeq and is a predicted model, not a curated record. Lineage: Eukaryota; Metazoa; Chordata; Actinopteri; Osmeriformes; Osmeridae.
GGGGUCGCGGCGCUCGCAUCCGAGACGGAUUCUUACAUCUCCAUCUUUUAAACUACACUGACGGACCGUUGGACUCGUGCCAGGAUGUGACUGCCAUGGCCUGUCUCGGUUUGGAUCCUUCCAGUCUUUAGAUAGAAAACCCAGUCCAGGUUUCUAUAGCAACAGAAAUAACUGACGGUUGCAAAAGUAAAGUUUCCGCAAUGCACUCCUCCCGCGCCGCGCAGCCAAUGAGGCCUCGACGAUUCGACACAAGCAGAAGAACCAACACCAGCGUGGAACCGAAGCCCCAUGGCCCGGGUUUCCGGAGGGAAGAUAAAAACAUGAACACCCUCUCCACUUCCUCGCCACGUCGACCUACCAAGGUGCCCCCAGAGUCUUCCAGGGUGAAGGUGGGGGCCCAGGCACGUGUGCCUGCGGUUCAGUCUAGACUGGGCCUACUGAAGCACACCUCGGGCCCUGCCACCAAGCCCAAACCCAAGAGCGUCCGUGCGGCAGCGGUGUCUAACGUAGCUCCUCCCCCUCCUCCUCCUCUUCCUGUCCUGGAUCCUAACUGUAACGAGCCCAGCCUGCCUUGUCUGUGCUGUGAUGGCCGCUCCCCACAGGACAACAACAGCAUGUUCAACCACAACCACAACAACAACAACACAAUCUCUAUCAGACAUCAACUCAAGCUCCAGCCUCCUCCUCCACCCCCACCCCUGAGGCAGGAGGGUUCAGGGGUCAAGGCCCAAGCCCAGCCCCAGGCCAGCCCCGCCCAGCCCCAGCCACCAGAUGCCUCCUCCCCCCCUGCUGCUCUGGAACUGGAGGUACAGAAAGUAAAGGAGAGCUCGAACGUGGACAACAAGACUGAGGAAGAGGAGGAGGAGGAGGAAGGCAGCGUGGACGUUGAUAUCGAGGUUGAUGUGGACGAAGACGACGAUGAAGAGGAGGGAGUUGAUGAUGACGAUGAAGAUGAUGAUGACACGCUUGUCCCCUCGUGCUGUGACUGUCCUCCCUCCCUGUUGGACUUCUCUCUCUCCUCCUCCACCUCUUCCUCCUCCACCUCCAUCAGCUCCUGCUCCGAUCUGGAGCUGGACUGCUCAGAUCUCUCCAUGUCUCUCUCCUGUUCCCAGACGCACUCUGAUCUCUCUAUCGCCCUCUCACCCCAGGAUCAUGCGUUGGCUCGGGAUCCUGAAUGCUACCCUUCUUCUAGUUCGCCCUCCACCCUGCCUCUUCAGGUCUCAGACCCCACCUCUCUCUGCUCUGCGUCGCGUUCCCCCCCUCCCCUCUGCUCCCCCGACGAGGGGUACCCCUCCGCCCCUGCCUCCCCUUCGUCCGACUACCUGGGAAUCAAAGGCCAGGCAGGGCAUCUGGGUUCAGGGGUCACUAAACUGGGCUUAAUGGACUUCCUGGAAUCGAUGGGAGAGUUCGGAAAGAUGGAACGCUUCAGUCAGGUGAUCCAGGUGGCCCGCUGGGACCUGGAUGGGGAUCCCUCGGGAGACCUGCUGAGGGAUCGACUGGAUCACCUGGAUCGUCUAGAGAAGGUCAACAGACAGGUUAAGCUGGCCCACAUUACCAGGCUCCACGAGAAGGGUCUGGAUCUGGCCGACCUGGAGGAGCCGGAUUUCUCCGAUGUUUUAGACGAGAUGGGGAACGUUGACAUUCCCUGGAAGCUGUACAAAAGACGAUCGUUGGGAGAUUCCCAGGAGUUCUCCGAUGCUGGGGUGGACCUCACAGCCCCUUCAGACACUGAAGAGACCCUGGCUUCAGACACUGAGGAGACCCUGGCUUCAGACUCUCAGACUCCGUCUCCCGCGGAGCCUCCCCCUAGACCUCCCAAACCACCGGCCCGCCACGCCAGCGUGAGCUCCGGCCUCCACACCUACAUUAACAUCAGCCGAGAGCCCUCCUCCAUCUGCUCCUCACCCAGCCCCAUCCUCUCCACCUUCUCCCCGACCUCCCCCUCCCCCUCUUUCUCCACCUUCAGGUGUGAGAAGCCCCUGCCCCCGUCUCCCCCAUCCAUUCCUCCUCUCCCGGUCUCUCAGCCCAUCCCUUACUUCUCCCUCUAUAUGUAG